AGCUGCUCACACACAUAGUAAUUAGCAGAAAAAUAAACCCUAUUGUCAUCUCCUUUAUGCCUUCGACAAACGUACUCAUAAAUAAAGAGGACCUGUCUUUCUCAAUUCCACUCCAACUAUCAAGACCGAUUGAUUUUGUUGCUAGUUGUGGCACACCGGCGCUGGCCAGCUUCGACAGCCGAGGCUCUGUGUCUCCUACGGCCGGAUAAGCCCUCCACCACCAGCACAUCGAGAUACAAGUUUUUCCCCCGAGUUUGCUCUAGGCCAAAUCUGUGUCUGCUUUAUAUACGCUGGCGUCCCCCAGAUUCAGAGCCGUGCCUUGAGUCAUCCUCAUUUCCUCUUAGCAAACAAACCCGUCCCGUAUCUUCGUUCUUCCCGUCGACUACAUAUUCAGUGCAACCAUGUCGGCUUCCUCCAAAAUCCCCCCAAUUGCGCUGCCGUUUGUCAGUGAGCGUGCAAAGCAGACUCUGGAUCUAGUCCAAGAAUUCGUUGAGAAAGACUGCAUCCCCGCUGAUUCCGUUUUCCAAGCUGAACUGGGUGAGGGAGCCCAGCGAUGGACCGCUACUCCUGCUAUCCUCGAGGAGCUGAAAGCCAAGGCCAGAAAGCUGGGGCUGUGGAAUAUGUUUUUGCCCAAGAACCAUUUCAAGGAGGGCGCGGGCUUCAGUAACUUGGAGUACGGAUUGAUGGCGGAAUAUCUGGGCCGAAGUCGGGUUGCCAGUGAGGCUACCAACAAUGCGGCUCCAGACACUGGAAACAUGGAGGUAUUAGCCAAGUAUGGAAACGAGGCACAGAAAAAGCAAUGGCUCGUGCCUCUGUUAGAGGGCAAGAUCCGCUCUGCUUUCCUCAUGACAGAACCAGAUGUUGCGUCCAGCGAUGCUACAAACAUCAAGCUCGAUAUCCGACGAGAGGGCAAUGAAUACGUCAUCAAUGGCCAGAAAUGGUGGUCCUCUGGAAUCGGUGACCCAAGAUGCAAAAUCCUAAUUGUCAUGGGAAAGACCGACACCAACAACCUGGACCCCUAUAGACAACAAUCCGUCGUCCUCGUUCCUAUGGAUACACCAGGUAUCACCGUCCACCGCAUGUUGACCGUCUACGGCUACGACGAUGCCCCGCACGGCCACGGCCACGUCUCCUUCAACAACGUCCGCGUACCGGUCUCCAGCGUGGUUCUCGGUGAGGGAUGUGGUUUCGAGAUCAUCCAAGGUCGCCUCGGACCCGGCCGCAUCCACCACGCCAUGCGCGCUAUCGGCGCCGCCGAGAGAGCUCUCGAGUACCUCAUCGCCCGCGCCAACGAUGAGUCGCGCAAGCCCUUCGGCGCUGUCCUGUCUUCCCACGGCGUCAUUCUCGAAUGGAUCGCCAAGUCCCGCAUUGAGAUUGACGCUGCACGUCUCACCGUGCUGAAUGCCGCGAUCAUGAUCGAUAAUGGUGAUGCCAAGAGCGCGUUGAGGGAGAUUGCGGAGGCCAAGGUGCUUGUGCCACAGACGGCGCUGGCUGUCAUUGACCGUGCGGUGCAGGCGCAUGGCGGCAUGGGCGUCUGUCAGGAUACGCCACUGGCAUCCAUGUGGGCGGGUAUCCGCACAUUGAGGCUGGCUGAUGGCCCUGAUGAGGUUCACCUGCAGCAGAUGGGUAAGAGAGAGAAUAAGCAGCGGAUGGCCGAAGUGACGAACAAGAUCAAUUGGCAGAAGGCAGAGGCGCUGCGAUUAUUGACUGCUAAAGGACUUAAGAGCCAGUUAUAAAUAUUGAGUGUUUCAAGGGUUUUCCCUUUGUGUUACUAAUUUUUUAAGCUAUGAGUGGUAUUUUUUUGGGCCAGCAAGAGAUAAACGAUAUGAGGAUCGAAAUUACGUGGCUACUAGCUUCCUAUCAAUAUAUGUAUGAUUUUUUGUGUCUUAUCAGUCUCUAUCUCAUUAUCAGCACCCCAUGAAAUGUAGUUAAAUCAGUGUGAGACACUACUUUUGACAGCGUCCUCUAAGCGGAUGAAUGAUAAAUCUAAACUGACAUCCCAUUA
This is a messenger RNA of Histoplasma capsulatum G186AR, 2005 nucleotides long. RefSeq names its product acyl-CoA dehydrogenase. Gene Ontology annotation, molecular function: flavin adenine dinucleotide binding; oxidoreductase activity, acting on the CH-CH group of donors. The transcript is spliced from 4 exons. NCBI's taxonomy places the organism in Eukaryota, Fungi, Ascomycota, Eurotiomycetes, Onygenales, Ajellomycetaceae. Bases 402 to 1736 code for a protein of 444 amino acids. The record is from RefSeq and is a predicted model, not a curated record.